This is a messenger RNA of Heterostelium album PN500, 648 nucleotides long. RefSeq lists its product as uncharacterized. The transcript has a single exon. The record is from RefSeq and is a predicted model, not a curated record. The coding region runs from base 1 to 648 and encodes 215 amino acids. Lineage: Eukaryota; Evosea; Eumycetozoa; Acytosteliales; Acytosteliaceae.
AUGAAAACAACAAUUCUCUUUAUCUCUUCUUUAUUAUUAGCUGUUACUUUGUUCAACUUGGUCGGUGCUAUGGAAGUACCAGAUAGUGUUACCAGAAACACUACAAGUGGAAAUCAUACUUCAGGAUCCACUGGAAGUUUGAAUACCACUACUGGACAUUCGAACACUAGUACUUCAGGAGGUUGGACAACCGGAGGAUCGAAUACCACUUCAGGAUCAACUACUGGACAUUGGAAUAGCACAAGCGGAUCUUCUGGAAGUUUGAAUACCACCACCACCGGACAUUGGAACAACACUUCAGGUUGGACAACUAGAGGAUCGAAUACCACUUCAGGAUCAACUACUGGACAUUGGAAUUCAACCACUACUGGAACUUCUGGAAGUUUGAAUUCCACCACUACUGGACAUUGGAACACCACAUCCGGAAGUUGGACAACUAGAGGAUCGAAUACUACUUCAGGAUCAACUACACAUUGGAAUUCCACCACAACUGGAGGAAACACCACUUCAGGAACAUCUGGAAGAGGCAACACAACCAGAGGUUUCCAUGAUAUUGAUUUGGAGGAGAACGACUCUAGUAUUCUCCAAAUCAACUCGAUCAAGAUGAUUAUUAUUGCUUUAAUGUCAAUGAUAGUGUUCAUAUGUUAA